UUUCAGAAGACAUGGGUUCAGUUCCCAACGCCCACAUCAGGUUCACAGCAGGCUGUCACUGCCGCUACAGGGGAUCCAAAGCCCUCUUCGGUCACCAGAGACACACAUGGUGCAAAUACAUAAAUACAAGCAGGCAAAUCUUUCUAUACAUGAAAUAAAAAUCAAGGGAAAACAUCACAUUCAAGGACUGGGCCACAGGCACACAGUAGAUGGAUGCCAUCACUGGACUCUCCCUCUUCCUGGGGAUGAGAGUCUCACUUUCUAACUGUUCUCAGCUGAAAACCAUACGUGUCUCUGCAAAGCACCAUGACAUCUCCCUGGUAUAUCUGUCCUCUCAGGAUGCCAUCACAAAGUGACACUGGGUAGGUGGUUUAAAGAGAAAGGACCUCUUCUCUCACUGUUCUGGAAUCCAGCAACCACAAUCAAAGUGUGGCAGAUUGGCCCUGGGGGUGGGCACUCUCUUCCAGGUUGGCAGAGGGAGCCUGUACCCUGUUCUAGCCCAAGGUCUCUCUUGUGUGUCUGGAGAGAGGAGAGUCAGGGAAAGGGAGAAAGGGGAGGAUGGGGGAGACAGAGAGGAGAGAAUGGAGGGAGGGCGCUUCUUCUGGCUGCUGUGAGGACACUAACCCUCUGGGACAGGGACCUCACUCACAACCUCACUUGCUUCCUUCUCUAUCUCCAAAUACAGUUACCUGGGGAUAGAGCUUUAACAAAUGUGUUAAGGGACACAACUCAGUCCCUACCAAAAGUGACAUCAGAUUAUACCUGAAGGGACAGAUGCUCAGGAACAAAUUUAAAACCUAGCUCCUGAAGCCAUUCAGGGUCUCCAGCAUGCUUCUCUAAUCAUAUUCCUUUUCCUUCCAAUCUAGAGAGGAAAGGCUUCAUCAUGUCUGUGGUUGAGUAUCUCUGGGACACAUGGAGCACAGUGGCCCUGCAGCUCCUGCCGACCAUAGACGGAUUCGGAAAACAACUUGUGGAAAGAGCUGGUCUGUCCAGUUUCUCGCCAUUUAAGUUGAUGUUGGCUGUCGGCUUGUUGUUGAUUGUUUAUAUUAUAUUUAGGAAACUGAAAGAUGCCUCACCUGAGAAGAAAAGGUUUCUGGAAGUUUAUCCUCAGAUGAAACGGGAGCUUGAGGAGAGCAUCAGGAAGCUCCACGCCCUUGCAGACAAGAUUGACAAGGUGCACAGGGACUGCACCAUCACACAAGUGGUGGCCAGCUCCACCGGUGCUGCGUCUGGAGUCAUGACAAUUCUUGGUCUCGCUCUGGCACCUGUGACAGCCGGGGUCAGUCUGGGACUUUCAGCCACAGGCUUGGGGCUUGGGGCAGCAGCAGCUGUGACGAGUGUUUCCACAACCAUUGUGGAAGCCGUAAGCACAGCAUCGGUGGAAGCUGAAGCCAGCGAGCUUCUGCCAAGGAGCAACGACACUGAGAACAACAUUAAAAGCACCGACACUAAGAAGGACAUUAAAGAAGUUUUGGAGAAUAACACCCCCAAGCUGUUUUCUGUAUUUAUGAAUUCCUCCCGGAACCUGGAAGGCAUGAGGAAGAACAUUGAUGCCAUCAAGCUGACCAAAGCCAGCCCUCGCCUGACAAAUACUGCCAAGCGUCUAAUGACAACGGGAAAGGUGUCAGCCCGAAGCACUAGACAGGUGGAGAAAGCCUUUGGAGGCACUGCUCUGGCAAUGACCAAAGGAGCCCGGAUCAUGGGUGCAGCCACUGCAGGUCUCACCCUUGUGCUAGAUGUGGUCAGCCUCAUAGAAGACUCAAAACAUUUGCAUGAGGGUGCAAAGGCAGAGUCUGCUGAAAAGCUGCGGCAGAAGGCUCAGGAACUGGAGCAGAAGUUGGAGGAGCUCAUCCGGGUGCAUGACAUCCUGACUCAAUGACCUCUUCUUCAGUGCAGCUCAGAGGACUGGGGGUGGUGUGUGCUGGACAGAGCCAUGGACACUUGAUGGCUUCUGAAUGUAUCCUCUUUAUACCAAUGCCAUAACAGUGGUAGUGCCUGCUAGAGGAGAGGCCACAUUAAGAGAAAGGAAGCCAGAACAGAGGUGGGACAGGCUUGUGAUCUCCCACUACACUUCACCGCCCUUUUAGAUCCAACAACUUCCAACAUCCCACAUAAGGACCACGCUCCCAAGCUGGGAAGAACAUCCAAGGCCUGACUAAGCCACAGCAUGGCUGCUCCCCAGUCAUACCCACCACACUGCUCCUAACAGAGGCUCACCAUCCUCACAGGUCCCUGAGCUGCCAACUUUCCCACUGCUUUCUGAUUGCUUGCAUAGAGACUUCUCCUCCUUCCUAGUUCUGCCUCAUUCUGUGUAUUUCCAAUUAUUUCCCAAUCUUAAAUCAGACUUUGGAUGUG
Molecule: messenger RNA, 2355 nt
Organism: Alexandromys fortis (reed vole)
Lineage: Eukaryota; Metazoa; Chordata; Mammalia; Rodentia; Cricetidae
Product: apolipoprotein L3-like
Exons: 2
Coding region: 884-1879 (331 amino acids)
Biological process (GO): lipid transport; lipoprotein metabolic process
Cellular component (GO): membrane; extracellular region
Molecular function (GO): lipid binding
Source: RefSeq, a predicted model, not a curated record